CCAUUCGCGGCCACCUGAAAUCCAUCUUCUAGCCGCGAAAACAAGAUCACCAUCAUGCCUCCCUCGCAUCAAUACACCCACAGCCAAUCCCAGCGCCUACCCCGUCAUUCCAUCCUCCCUGCCUCGGCUUCCAUGGGCUAUGGGGGCGGCGGCGGCGGCAGCAGCACGAGCAUGUCCAUGGCCAAAACCCGACAGUACGCCAACCUCUACGCGCAGCUCGGCCAGCUGAACAGCCACCUCCGCGAUACAGAGAACCUGGUGCGCAUGACAGCCGUGCAGGCGGAGGAUAUGCGGUUUCUGGGCGGCUACGUCGGGGCUUUAUUCAUGGGGUCGGCUAAGGUUCUGGGAGAGGAGGGGAUUCUUAAGAAUGAGAGUAGUGGUGGCGCAGCAGCUGGUGCAGCGGGCACGGGCGCUGGUGGGAAGAAUGAGAGUGAGAGUGAGAAUGAGUAAGUUGUGGGGGAGAGGCUCUGUCAAGGACAGAUAAAUGUUCGAGGUUGGCGCCCGGAGAAUUGCAUGCCAUGUACUAUUUAUGUGUCUCCUGCUGAGUUGAUGGGGCCUUUUGGCUAAAUGG
Messenger RNA from Aspergillus saccharolyticus JOP 1030-1, 571 nucleotides. Its product is annotated as DASH complex subunit HSK3 family protein. Gene Ontology annotation, cellular component: DASH complex. The record is from RefSeq and is a predicted model, not a curated record. The transcript has a single exon. Bases 55 to 450 code for a protein of 131 amino acids. NCBI's taxonomy places the organism in Eukaryota, Fungi, Ascomycota, Eurotiomycetes, Eurotiales, Aspergillaceae. Gene Ontology annotation, biological process: attachment of spindle microtubules to kinetochore.